Messenger RNA from Notolabrus celidotus (New Zealand spotty), 3251 nucleotides. RefSeq names its product RING finger protein 145. The record is from RefSeq and is a predicted model, not a curated record. Gene Ontology annotation, cellular component: endoplasmic reticulum; endomembrane system. Bases 367 to 2796 code for a protein of 809 amino acids. NCBI's taxonomy places the organism in Eukaryota, Metazoa, Chordata, Actinopteri, Labriformes, Labridae. The transcript is spliced from 11 exons. Gene Ontology annotation, molecular function: zinc ion binding; ubiquitin protein ligase activity.
UCAUGACGUAUACACGGGAAAUGGCAACGCAAGCGAACGGAAUCACAACAUUGCACCUGAAGUCUCCUUCUUCCUCUUCUCCCUGUUUAACUAGAGCCUUUUAAUGACUCGUUUUAAUGGCGGGUCUCUUCUCCUCCCCCUGAGGAUCUAAAGCUUCAGUAAAAGUUAAAUAUUCAGGCUGCAGAGUUUAAAAACAUGAUGCUGGGAGCUCAGGAAGCUAACCAGCAGCUAACGGGAGCUAGCAGAGGUCUGUGCGGCUGUGAUGAGUGUCACUGUGCAAAAUGACAAGAAGACGAGCCAAGGAGUGAACCGAUAAUCUAACAGCAUGUGACACACAUUCAGACCCCUGAAAAGUUGGUUUCGAAGAUGCCUCGUCUGGAAGAGCUGGCCAACGUGGUCCUCAGGGUGCCCAGCAUCCUGCUGCUGGACCUGCUCUAUAAAUGUGACAUUGAAGGUUUAACAGAGCACCUGAAGGCCAAGAAUGAAGACCUGCUCUUCAAAUACAAAUAUGUCAUCUGGAACAUGUACUACCUGGGUCAUCUGAUAAACGUGGUGGUGCUUGUUCUGCCAUUGAGACACAUUGUGACGCUCUACCUCCACAUCCUCACUGCCCUUCUCCUCUACAUGGGGCAUCAGAUUUCCAAGGAUUACAUUCGAGAGGAGCUUCAGUACGGUUACGAGGGAGCGGUGUACCUCGACUCUCUGGCCUUCAACAGAUUUGUCUCCGCGAUGACGAGUCAGAUCAUCCUCAGCACGCUGUGUGCCUUCCUGAUGAAGACCAGAAAGGUGUGGCUGUUCUCUGCUCACAUGCUCCCCCUGCUGGCCAGACUCUGCGCUGUCCCUCACGCCAUGCUGUUAACUGUCAACACUUUCUCCAUGGGCCUAACCGGAGUGGGAAUCACCGUGUUCCUCCUCUCACAUCUCUUCCUGCCAUAUCGACUCGCAAGGGCUGCUUACUCUGAGCUGCUGCAGCUGGAGGUGAUCGAGCUGUACAGACUCCUCGCUGUGGGAAUCUCUCUGUGGAACCAGUUUGCCGUCCCUGUGCUCUUCAGCGUCUUCUGGUUCGUUCUGUUUGUCGUCCAGCUGUGCUCAGACGCCAUGUCCGCCAACGCCUCAGCCGGCCAUCAGGGAAUCCUGUUCUUCCUGCUCACAAGUGUCUCUGAAUGUUGUUCCACGCCGUAUUCGCUCCUCGGUCUGACCUCCGUGGUGUCCUAUCUCGCUCUUGGACUGCUGAACCUAUGCAAGUUCUACCUGGGAGGUUAUGCAGCUGUGCAGAAUGAGAACGUGAUGCACAGAGGUGUAACCGAAGGCGUCACGCUGCUCCUCCUCGCUCUCCAGACGGGCCUCUUAGACAUGCAGGCUCUGCAGCGCACCUUCCUCCUCAGCAUCAUCCUCUUCAUCGUGGUGACUUCGACCCUGCAGUCCAUGAUCGAAAUAACAGACCCGGUGAUUCUGGCGCUGGGUGCUUCACGGAACAGGAGUCUGUGGAAACACUUCCGCGGCCUCAGCAUGUGUCUGCUUCUGCUGGUUUUCCCCGUCUUCAUGGCUUAUAAGAUCUCUCAGUUCUUCCACAUGGACUUCUGGCUGCUCAUACUUGUGUCCAGCUGCAUGCUGACUUCCCUUCAGGUCACAGGCACCAUGCUGAUCUACUCGCUCUUCAUGGUGGAGCUGUUCCGCAGCGACCCCAUCGAGAGCCUGGACGAGGUCAUCUACUGGGUGAACGCCGUCAGCCGGGUGCUGGAGUUCGUGGUGGCGCUCUGCGUGGUGGCGUACGGCACCUGGGAGUCCCUGUUCGGGGAGUGGAGCUGGAUGGGCGCCUCGGUCAUCAUCAUCCACUCUUACUUCAACGUUUGGCUGCGAGCUCAGUCCGGCUGGAGGAGCUUCUUGCUCAGGCAGGAGGCGGCGAAGAAGAUCAACUCGCUCCCCAGAGCCACGGAGCAGCAGCUGAGGCAACACAACGACGUCUGCUCCAUCUGCUUCCAGGAGAUGAGCUCAGCUGUCAUCACAUACUGUGGACAUUUCUUCCACGGCAACUGCCUUCGCAAGUGGCUGUACGUGCAGGAGACCUGCCCCAUGUGCCACCAAACGGUCCGACCCACCUCGCCAGGUCCAGCUUCAGAAGACGCUCCGGCUGCACAAACUCAGAGGGAAGCAGAGCCAGAGCCAGCAGCACCAGAGCAAGAUCAGAACCUGGACCCCAGCACUGAGACGCAGGGUGAUGCUGUAACUCCUGAUCCCGCCAAAGAGGAGGGUGAUUGUACGACGGGAGAUAAAGACCAACCAGGAGAACCCCAGGGAGAAGCUGUUCAGGGUCUGCGUUUCAGCUCCAGUGGAGACUUUGUUGGAUUUGUGAGCCCAGCUACAAGCUGCUCCUCCACGGGAGCUCCUGCCUCAGAUUCCCCAUUAGAUAAAACUUCUCCCAACACGCACAAUCAAGGUGAAGACUCCCCAACGCCGCUGACUCCUCAUGCUGGAAAUGAGAACACAGCUGAGGGUCAGUCUGACUCCUGCGGGGUCACUUCUAGCCCCAUGGGGCCACAUAACAGUGAAGGUAAACAUGAAGACUGUGAGGAGACUCCUGAAUCAUGGAUUUGUCUUAACUCAAACAAUGCUGAGGCGUCUGAUGUGAGCCUCGAUGAUAUCCACACAUCUGUGAGAUCAUGUAAAGAAAACUCAGACUGCACAGAUGAUUCACUAACUUGUAGAAGUAGCAGCUCAGAGAGGCUAAAACUGCCCCCCCACAGACCCCCCACAGACUGUCCUCCUCCUCCUGCACAAACAAACCACAGAGACUGACUGCCCUGCAUCAGUGCCUUGAAGGAUUCGAAGGGUGAUUCUCCACAAUGGAGAGUUUAACACAUUUGCCUUCUCUCUGUUAAUCGGCAGCAUUUCUUAAAGCAGACAGUGUGAUGAAUGUGCUUCAGACAGCAUGGACUGAACAUGGAGAGUGAGGUGUGUCGGGUAAACGUUGAGCCCUUUGUUGUAAAACUGUAAAGAGAAUAAUGUGAAAAAGAUCCAGAUGAAUUAUGUGUUAUUUUAAAGCAAUGAUCUUAAUACCAAAUUCUAGCAGGUCAUGAGUAAAUCUGUUUACUUUGAGCAGCUUAACGUCGUCUGAUUUACUUCUCCUCGUUUGUCUUCAUGUGUCGCCUCCUGUGAGAGCAGCGUGCUAAAAAGGAAAAGCUUCAGCAGUUGUUAAUCAUGAAUCAGUCUUUUGUACUCCAUCUCUCAGUAUUAAAUUACUGCUGUGUACA